UUUAAUAUGAGUAAUUUGAAAUGGGUUUGAAAAUAUUGCCUUAAUGUUUCUCUACACCUCCGUUUGUCUUCCUGUCUUAUACGUAAUCAUAUCCUCAGCUUUAACGCGCUUUGCCCGUCCUGACUACACGUCCCAUGAUGCAGUUCGGCGCGCUUUCAGAUAUUUUACAUACGGGAUCAGCUGAGCUCGCGCUUCGCUCCUGCGAGCUCCCAGCGGCUCUGGGUCGGAGUGGCUCGGGUCGGCUCGGCUCGCCGUCCGUCUGUCCGUCUGUCGUCGGGCUUGGACAUCAUUUUAAACCCCUCUCAGCGCCUGGAAGGGGACAUUUUUCAAACUAAAUCCGGAAGAAUGUGACACACAAUUGGAUUUCUCCUUGUUUCCACCUCCGGUAGCGCUUACGUUUCUUCCGAUGGAGCGGAUGAUUUGGAGAGAGUUUGUCCGGUAAUUGGGUCCAUCGGCUCGGUUCGGACUUCACCUGGACUGCAGGGGGAACCUUAAGUGGUUCGGGGAGACCUUUAACCCCCCUCCGUCGAGAGGGUGAUACUAUGUCCAGACGAAAACAAACCAACCCCUUCAAAGUUGACUGGCCAUUCCACACUUUGGGCUUAUCUGGACUCCAGCACACCAUUAACAUGGACGGCAGGGAUGAAUUCACCGAGGAUGGCGAAUGCUGCAACAACAACUCGCAAGAAGUCCAAGGACAGGAUAGCCUCACAGAAGACAGCGAUAGCGACCCCGACAACCACGGCGAAGACUCGUCCUCCAACGCGUCUGCUGACGACCACAUGACUGCCAACCGAGCGCAGUGCCGCCUUCAAGGGGCGGGUGUCAAAGUGGAGAGUGACGAGGGGGCUGACCACGGCAACAACUUUGUCUGUCCUCUGUGCACGCUGGAUUUCAGCAGCCCUGAGAGACUCAUUUCACAUGUCUACCAGCAUACAAGCAUGAUGAGCAACACCAAGAGCUACGUGUGCCCGGUGUGUGGGCGAGCCCUGAGUUCUCCUGGCUCGCUUGGACGGCAUCUUCUCAUCCACUCUGAGGACCGCCUCUCCAACUGCGCCGUCUGUGGCGCACGCUUCACAGACACCAACAACUUUAACAGGGAAAAGCUAAAAGAUGUCCUCGACACAAGCAGGAUUGACAUCACUGGUGGACGGGAAUCCUGCUCCAUGUCCCACUCCCUCUCCAGCAGCCCCAUGAGCAGCCCGGGCUCCAGCACGCACUCCUGCCACGGAGCGGGUCCCAGUCCCAGUUCCUGUCAGGGCCCGCCUCCCUGCCAGGCUCCCGAUCCGACAUCCACCCUCUGUCAGGCCCAUCGCUCCUGCCAGGCCUCCAGCCACAUCCCAAACCAGUGUCAAGGACCCCGGCCGUGCCACGCGUUAAGCCCAGGUUGUGGACCUUGCUCGGGGUCCGAACAAGGACCCGCCUUUCCUUCGCUGCCCGACGGGCUCCUGUCUGAAGGUCCGUCGCUCGCGUCCAUCCCUGACGCCCUCAACUCCUCCUCCUCAGCCCUUCCUCCCAUUCCCGACAUCAUGAGCCCGAUGCCCGUCUACCCCGCCGGAGUCCUGCUGGUGUGCAACAGCUGCGUGGCCUACCAGCAGCUGGUGGAGGCGCAGUCUCCGAUGCGGAAGUGGGCCCUGCGUCGCAAGAACGAGCCCCUGGAGGCUCGCCUGCAGCGUUUGGAGCGCGAACGCACCGCAAAGAAGAACAAGCGCGCCUGCGAGACGGACGAGGAGAAGGAGCUGAGGCGGCUGCGAGACCGCGAGGCCAAGCGCAUGCAGAGGAUGCAGGAGACGGAGGAGCAGAGGGCGCGGCGGCUGCAGAGAGACCGGGAGGCCAUGCGGCUAAAGAGGGCCAACGAGACUCCGGAGAAGAGGCAGGCCCGGCUGAUCCGCGAGAGGGAGGCCAAGCGGAUCAAGCGGCGGCUGGAGAAGAUUGACCCCGCCCUCAGGACACAGAUCGAGCACGAUCCCGCCGCAAUGGCCGCUCUCACAGCGGACAUGAGUCUCUUUCAGUUCCCCUGUCCCAUGCCGGUUCCUUCCAUAGAUAAUGGUCUCUUCAUGAAGCUGCCAUGAUCCCUGGGGACCCUAUAAAAACUCCCCCCAGCCAUCAGGUUCCCAUUACCACAGCGAACCAUUCCUGUCCUACUCUUGCUAUACUAUUCCUUUGUAUUCAUGCAAACUUCUUCGAUUUCUAAUUUAUUACAGUCUAUUAAACCUUGGAAACAGGGUUGAGAAUGUUUCUUAUUCUAAGAGCAUGCUGUAAAGAGAUUUAUCCGUGUUUCAGUGGACUCUCAGAGGUAAUAGUACAUUCUGGUGGGAGCAGUUAUUCUUGCUUCAACUGACAAACAAAACAAAACAAAACAAAUCAUUUGCACAUGGAUCCUCAGUGAGGGGAGCGUGGACCCUGUCGCUGCAGACCCUCUCUCCCUGGUCCUCCCAGCCCAGUAACUCAGACUCCGGUAGCUGCGCCUCUCUCUGUUUCCUAGCUGCUACCGUGGAACAUUCAUGUGAAAACUACUACCUCAUCCGGCGCCGUGGACGGUCGCUCUCUGUCCUGUGGCUUACCAGCUCCAAGCUUCCAAAGCUACACACACACUAUACAAUACUACAGAAGACGCAGGUCGUUUCCCCACACUUUUAAGUUUUGAUAUUCCUCUUUAUGGCACUUUAAUAGGACACAUGCAUUCACUUGUGAAUGAUUGUCCCUAUUGAGCGUGCCCCGUGUUGAAAAGCAUUCCUGUCGUAAUUAUCUUCAUUCAUGUCGUCUUUUUUUUUUUUUUUAUAAACACUGUGUGUAAUUUAUUGUUUUUUAAAAACUCAGUCUCUGCUGCUGUUAUUGUACUGUACACUACAUUAUUUACCUCUUAUAUAUUUUGGUCUCAUUACAUGGAAAAAGAAAACCCAACAUGUUACCUGUUGACCUCUGAUUUUGUCGCAUUACUUGAAUUCUGUCUACGAAGAAGCAUUUGUGUUUUAUGCUAAUUGGUAAACAUGUUAGUGUUGUAUAGAAAGUCAUGCUUCAUUUUAACCUGCUUUGUGCAAUUCCUGUAGCAUUCACAUUCUCCGUGAGUCUGCAGUAUCUUAUGUUAUUAUUACCACUUAAAUUUUUAUAUAUAUUUUUUUUUACAUCCACACGUCUGGAGAAAAAAAAAAGUCAUGUUAAGAGGUGAGAAUCAUUUACAGGUAUAUCUAAAUAAAAAAAAAUAGGAUGUAGUUUGAAUGUUAAUUUAUUUCAAUUAUCUAAUUCAAGAGUUGGAUUCAUAACAGAGUGAUAUAUUUCAAGUUUUCGGUGAGGUGGCACUAGAACUGCUGACCAUCCACUAUCUCCCUCAAACUUUUAAAAGUAUUUCUAAAUCCUCUCAAGGUUGUGGCUAUAAUUACUGCUUUUUUUUCUCCCACAUUUUUUCCUUCCACUCAAUUUUCCAUUAUUGUGCUAGAAUACAGUUAUUAGCUACUUAAUCUUUUGUGUCUUAGUUAUCCAAAUUAAUUAAACUAAAUGCUUGAUAUAACUCAUUUUUAAUUCCUGACAUAAAUGAAUUGCUCAAUAACAAUCUACCUUAUUGAGAUAUACCUGCAUGAUGCAGUCCACCCCUUUGUUAGCACUGAGGCUUGUUUAUUUCCAGGAUGUGUUUUUAUAUUACUGAUCCUCAUUCCAGCACAUAUUUAUGCAACAUGAUAUUUUGUUUUCUUGUAAAAGUGUUUGCCGUAUUUUGCUGGUAUAAUCUCUUUCAUAUUUACGUUAGAGGCCAAGUUUGCAUCAUCCCCGCGUUGUUUACAGCUGUACUGUUACUUCCACUCCUCUUGAUUUCUCUAGAUGCAAAACUUUUCAUCGUCAAACAAGCAGUUUCAGUCUCUCCAAGUAGUGUUUCUGUUUGAGUCACUCCUAGAAGAGCGCCGUCCUGCCUAAAGAAAGCAUGAGACGCGGAUCUGGGUCGGGACUUUUGGCUUUCCUAGGCGUGCAUCAAACUUCUAUGCAACAGAUUUAUUGUUUGUGAAGGAAAACGAUUUCACUUCUCAAAGAAACUAUGCAGAACGCAACUUCAAAAUGUUUCAUCGAAAUUCAGAAUCAGAAGCUCUGCUUUCUCAGGCAGUUCAACUCAGUGAGAGGGCCCAGAGCCCAGAACGUCAAGAUUAAUUCAUAAACCGAUCGCAUCACGUUUGGGGGAGAAUACGUUACAUCGGUUUUAUUUUUCAAAGUUCAGCACAUUAAAGCAACAAGAUCUCACUGCCAUCCCGUAGUGACGUUCUCUGCUGAAAGCGAAGGCUUCAGGUUUUGUCUCAGCCUAUGAAUACUGGGUAUUUUCAGAGGUGACGCCGUCAGUCUGCUGUGAACCAGCAGCAGGACGACUGCGGACUCUGGGGUGUCACUUUGUCCUUUGGAGCAGUUCGCUCACUUUGGUUUAGGUUAACACUGCAUGUCCCUGAAACUGCACUAGUACUAGAGUUGUUCAGUAUGAGCCUGUGUUCUGUUAGUUUAUGCCUGCUUUUUAUUUAUUUAUUGUUUUUAAACAGUUUAAUUUUUUUUUUUAAAGUUUAAAAUGUUGGCCUUUUGAUAUUAAUGCUAUCAGGAUUUUUCUCUCAAUGUCCAUGUUUACAAAAUCUGUAUCUCUGAAAAAGGCCAAAUGAAUGAGCUAAACUGCAACAACAUGCCUGGUUGUCACAUCAAUGUAUCCUGACUGGAUGGCCCUUCAGGGACACCGUCCUCUGUUACUGACUCAAAAGAUGUACAGACCAUAACGAAACCUGGUAAAGAAUGUGGAAAUAAACAUCAAGUUUAAUAUAGA
Molecule: messenger RNA, 4783 nt
Organism: Xiphophorus maculatus (southern platyfish)
Lineage: Eukaryota; Metazoa; Chordata; Actinopteri; Cyprinodontiformes; Poeciliidae
Gene: znf821
Product: zinc finger protein 821
Exons: 6
Coding region: 543-2072 (509 amino acids)
Biological process (GO): regulation of transcription by RNA polymerase II
Cellular component (GO): nucleus
Molecular function (GO): RNA polymerase II cis-regulatory region sequence-specific DNA binding; DNA-binding transcription factor activity, RNA polymerase II-specific
Source: RefSeq, a predicted model, not a curated record